This is a messenger RNA of Moesziomyces aphidis, 1062 nucleotides long. Lineage: Eukaryota; Fungi; Basidiomycota; Ustilaginomycetes; Ustilaginales; Ustilaginaceae. The record is from the annotation of a GenBank genome assembly.
AUGCCGGGCCUUCAAGCAGCAACGGUGUCUCACCUCGACGAGACGUCCGUCACUUCGCGCAGUGCCGUGUACCGCGGUGAGAUCGACACGACAUGGUGCAUCGGCUCGGUGCCGAACGGCGGCUACUCGCUCUCGAUCAUCCUCAAUGCGGUGCUUGCCUUUAUGCGCACGCCCGAAGUGACGGCGACCAACAUCAAGGGCAUCGCGCACAACGAUCCGCUCCUCCUCUCGGCGACGUACAUCCAGGCGGUCACGUGGACGCCGUAUGAAGUACGUCUGCAGGUGCUCAAACGCGGCAAGAGUCUGAGCAAUCUGCAGGCGGAUCUGUACCAGGAUGGAGUGAUGAGGAUCACGACUCAGGUGCUGGUGACCGACUUUGAAACGCAAAAGGCUGCGGCGGAAAAGAUGAAGCUAAAGGGAGGCGAGCAUGAUCCUGCAAAGAACGGAUAUACGAUUACGGAUAAGAGUCAGUGGGCGCCCGAGUUUCCACUCAGUGCGCCCGAAAAGUGCCAUCCACCAAGGCCGUUUGGCAACAAGGCAGAGAGCGGCAAGACGUUCGCGUUUGGAGAGCUCAUCACCGUAUCCGCCGAUCCCAAACACAUCCACUCCACCAAAACCUCCGACGUCCUCUCGGCCGGAGCGUAUUACGCUCUCACCCCCCAACCUCGCCUCCAACUCGAUGCGGACAAGGUGGCCAACGGAAGAACCUCGGAUGGAAAGAAUCUCAUCCCCUUUUUCGCAGACAUGUUCUUGUCCCCACCAAUGAUGCUUCCCGGUCACCACGAUGCUCAUUGGUACCCAACCCUCCAUCUCACCGUAGAGUUCAAAAGAGCCCUCCCCAAAGAGCCGGUUACCAGAACCGCCACGCUGUCGAGAGGAAGGUUCAUGAUCAACGGCCAGCACGAAUCCGAUACCGAACUCUGGUCCCAUCCCGACGAUCAGCACCUCUUCAACAGCCACAAGCCCACAGAGAGACGCAGCUGGAUCUUGGCCGUUGCCAGACAGACCGCGCUCGUGCUGCCGUUCGCCGUCAACCAGAACAAAACAAAGGCAAAGCUCUAG